GAUCUGUAAUGCAUGGUAUGGCUCCUUGACGAACGAUCGCAGGCUGUCAUCCUUUUCAGCUAAACUGAAUAAACAACUCGGUCUUCUUUCUUCACGUCUGAGGGUGAGAUUUUGUAGCAAAACCUUGAUUUAUAGCGGCGCCCACCCUUGCCAGGAUUCUCGAACCUGCGGUCGGGGCAGGAGCGGGGAUUCCCUUCAGAAGGGGAUUCCCUACCAAAUCAUAGCUCGAUAUCACAAGCAUGUCGACAAUUUCAAUAGAAAGGAGGAAACUCACAACAACCUAAUGCAGCCACAUUGGAGAUAAUUCUGUAUAUCAAAGAAAAUCAAAAGCUCCUUGAUGCAGACAAAGCAGAGGCUAAGGUGGAACCAGCCAGUUGUUCUGCUCUCUCCCUGAUUCCUGAGAUGGAAAAUAGGCUGUUUUUGGGGUCUCAAGAAACCUACAAGGAGCUCUCUUUUGUCUCGUCUGCAGCUGCAUAAGCGGCUGCCGAGUGAUGCAGAAAAUUGCACCGGCGCGGCGAGCAUCAGAGCCAGCUUGCGGACAGGCGCGAGAGAGUGUGCCGGGAGAUGGAUGCCACUUCUGCCUCCGCAUCUGUGCAACGGCUGCUGCUUGGCUCCCUUCGGCCUCGUCGUGCUCUCAUUUCUCAGCCUUGAUCCUCCCGCCAUUCUUCCCUGCCAAGCACAAUAUUUUUGCUCUGGAUUUCCUUGAGACAAGAAGGGAGACCCCCCUGACCUCCCUUUGGACGCUCCCGCAUCCAUGUCCUCUGGGGCCAAUGAAUCCGGCGCCAAAGACCCCCAGAUGGACCCAGCCAUCCUCAUCUUCCUCCUGUAUCUCAUGAUCAUCCACGAACUGGUCAGCGGUUGGAUGGAGUACCAGAAGCAAGCCACGAAGCCCAAGAAGCAAACUGGGCCCCUGUGGUCAUCCAGCUGUUCUCGGAUGAGCCGCUCGGGCUUUUCUCAACCGCUGGCAUCCUCGACCCGGCGAGAGAGGCAUCGGGACUGGAGAAAGGCAGGCCGGAUCCUCCGGAAAGUGUAAAGAAGACCCCUUCGGAGCACAACCCAAGGGACCAAGGACAAGGAAGGAAGGCAGCGUUCUUGGAGCAAACCACUACUGUGUGUAACCUUCUAUUUUGCAAAAACAGCAGGAAUAUUCACUCUACCCUACUCCACUGGUGGUCAUGCAUGGACACCCAACACCAACCAACCUGCAUCCGUAUUGAACUUGAGUGUAAAGUAGAGUUGUGCCACAAGUUGGGUGUGCCUUACACUUCAACCAAAGCAAGUGAACAAGGAGGCAAAUGGCAGAAUAUGGACUCUCUGUGAGAUCACCCAAAAGGUGGUUUUCAUACUCGCUGCAUUGGAAAAUUAUAGCCCUUUGGCACUGUUUUAACUGCCUUAAUGCUAUGGAUUCUGGGAUAUGUAGUUUUAUAGAAUAUUUUAGCCUUAGACUGCAUAUUUCAGAAUUCCAUAGGAUGCAGCUGUGGCAAAUAAAGUGUCAAACUUCUAUUAUCAUUAUGUAUCUUGGAGACGUGACCUAAGUCUAAGCAUCAUUUAUGUUUCAUGUACACCUCCUACACUUGCCUGAAAGUAAUUUUAUACAACUUUUCACAUAUUUUUGUGCAUGAAACCAAGCUUUUGGACAUUAAACCACCAGAAAGCAAAGGUGUCACAAAGUCAGUCAGUCAAAUGGACAAUUAUGGAGUAUUUGGGAGGAUUUUUGGACCAGAAAUGCUCAACCUGUAGUUGGUUGUAACUUGUAAUUUAUUCAGUCAUGGUGUAACUGUAAUUUUUUUAACAUUAUUUUCCUAGUUGCAAAUAAAUGAUGUUGGAGGAGAAAUACCAGAUUGUUUUUGCCAUAACUCUUUUUAACUCCAGGCGAAAACCCAGAAUGGGCUCACCAUCUGACUGAUAUGGAACCUAUAUUGACUCCUUCUCCUGUAUGUUCUGGUUGAAAGGUCCUAUAAGUCAUAAAUCGACAUGGAUAACAGCCAAUGAAAAGAACAAUGGAUGUCUGGAAUAACAAGAGUGUUGUGAGUGUUGAACUACGAUUCCAGGAGGCCAGGGUUCAAUUUCCCUACGGAAAUCCAUUGGGUGACCUUGGACCAAGUCUUUCUCAACCCUACAAGAAGACCAUGGAAGACCUCUUCUGAAUAAAACCUGGACAAGAAAACCCUGCGAUGGGUUUGCCUUAGGUUCAAAGAGUGCAAAAAAUGGAACAACAGCAGCAACAUACUCCUGGGUGGUCCCUGUUGUUGAUGUUGUGUUCCUUCAAGAAGUUUCCAACUUACGGAGAUCCUAAGGCAACCUUAUCAUGAGGUCUUCUUGCCUAAGGACAUCGAAUGGGUUUCCAUGUCCAAAUGGAGAAUCAAAACAUGGUCUCCAGAGAUAUAUAGUCCCAAUACUCAAACCAUACACAGUUCUGGUCUUCACCUGGUUGUCUAUCAUCCAACCUUAUAUCUGGUUGGAUUCUCCACUGCUCCAUACACUUCACUGAAGAAGAUUCGGAGCUCAUUGAAUCAUAGAGGUUCCCAGCUAUGGCUUUUUUGGUGACUCAGAAGGAAUCUCCUAAAAGGAGGAAAUGGACUGCGAGAGGAAGCUGAAGGACAGAGAACAAUACAGACUUGUAUUAAGAGCUGCAACAGAAAAGAUGCUGAAGGACACGUACGACCUGGGAAUUAGUAGGUGUUGCUACAGCAUAAUUUCUCCUUCUUCCAUCCUCUGGAUUCCUGGCAUCACAGACUGACACAUCUCCCGAAGUGGUUGAAGAUACGGCCCCCAUGAAGCAAUGAACACCACCAAUGCAACGCAAUGUCCACCAGUGGAGCUGCACGUGGUCAUCCCAACUCUCCUGAGCGUCUUCUCCUUGGUUGGACUUGUUUUCAAUGGCUUCAGCUUGUGGAUCUUCUGGUUCAUCAUCAAGCACUGGAAUUCGGGUGCCAUGCUCCAGUUCAGCCUCGCCUUGGCCGACAGCAUGAUCCUUCCGCUCGCCCCUUUGAUGAUGACCUAUUUCUACUUGGGAAGCCACUGGCCCUUUGGGGAGUUUCUCUGCCAACUUCUAGCCUUCUUGCUCAACACCCACUUCUAUGGGAGCGUCUACUUCUUGAUGCUCAUCUCCAUCCACAGGUACCAAGUCAUUGUCCACUGCAAGGCUAAGACAUUCUGGAGGCGGAGAUCCUUCUUGAAGAAGCUCAUCGUGGUCUUCUGGUCUCUCCUCAUUUUGCAAGGGCUUCCGCUGUUCUUCUUCCUCAAGACCUCGGUCAUCAACAGCAAGGUGAAGUGCAUGAGCAUCCUUCAGUCCGAGUUGUCCUCUCUCUACCUUGCCUACGGCAUUUUGAGAGGGAUCUGCUUCCUUCUCACCUUCGGCAUCACCUUCGUCUCUUACAUGAAGCUGGGGAUCUACAUUGCGAACAUCAACCCGGCCAAUCUCAGAGGCAGGGUGAUGAAGACCAGAUCCAUACAGAUGAUUGUCCUCACCCUCGUCAUUUACGCCGUCUGCUUCGUGCCCGUCCACGUCUCCAUGACAGUGGCUGCCAUCAUGAGACUUUAUGACAUCUUCUGCACACGUCUGAACCAGAUCCAAAUUGCUUAUUACGUUUCCGUCGUGUUCAGCGUGCUCAACUCUUGCCUCGAUCCCUUCAUCUACAACUUUGCCAAUGAGAAAUUUCACACGUUUGUUUCCCAGCUCGUGAAGAAGUUGUUCCUCUCCAAGUGACAAAUCGGGAAGAAUAGGUAAGGCCAGAGGCGGUCCAAGGGCGAGGCGAAUUAAGCGGUCGCUGCUGUCGCACACCAACGGGGGCGCACUCGAGGCGCCCCUGUGUAACCAUGGUGCCGCCGCCACGGCGCCAUCACCUGCCAUCAUCCCCCAUGCUAUUUUGUGCUUCAGAAGUCUUGCGCAUGCGCACAGGAGUCCCAUCGCCCAAAAUAACUGAUGGGACUCCUGUGUGCAUGCGCAAAGCUUCGAUCGCUUGCCCAGCACGUAAGGCAUGCAAGCCGCCCAUCCGCCUUACAUGCCGGGCGAGCAAACAAAGCCCUGCGCAUGCGUGCUCACACAUAGGAAUCCCAUCAGGCUCCUGUGCACAGGGCUUGGGCCACCCGUCCGCCUUACGUGCCAGGCGAGCAAGCGAAGCCUUGCACAUGUGCACAAGUCCCAUCGCCCAAAAUGGCCGAAGGGACUCCUGUGCGCAUGCGCAAGUCUUUGAUCGCUUGCCUGGCACGUAAGGCACGCAAGCCGCCCGUCUGACUUGUCAGAGUAAUGUGCACAGCGUAGCAGCAGAUGAAUGACGUCAGUUGAAGCGCAGAACGAAGGAACGUCAGAGACAAUAUAAAAAGUAUUUACAAAGUUUACUGAACAAGACAAAAAGACUUGCAGACAGUGGACAUAAGACUUUCACUCUAGACAAACAGCACAGAUCUUCUAAGCAGGCAGAACAGAUCUCAUCUGUGUCCAGACACUUGUAGUCUGGACACUCCUAUCUGGCUCCAGCCACAUAUCCAAGGUCAAUAGAGCUUCUUACCAAAUUAACUCUUUACACACUAUAGCAUUUCGUGGAUGAUGCAAUACAUGCUAGACACAAAUUUCAUUUAAACACUAUCUAUACACAAAUCCCACAUUAACAUGACUUACAUGCCGGGCGAGCGAUUGAAGCCUUGCACAUGCGCACAAGUCCCAUCGCCCAAAAAUGGCCUCUGCAGCCACCUCUGCAGCCGCUGCAGCCGCCGCAGCCACGGCCUCUGGUUUGGGGGGGUGGGCGGGUGACAAAAUUUGGGGGAGGCACCAGAAUUAGGUUCGCCUACUACUUAGAAUUACCUUGGGCCGGUUCUGGGUAAGGCAUUGAAGUUUCAGCUCAACAUCUGUGUGCGGGUGUGUGGGAUGAAUACAAGUUGGUUUUUUCUAGGUAAAGGUAACAUUAAGUCUAGUUGUGUCCGACUCUGGGGGUUGGUGCUCAUCUCCAUUUCCAAGCCAGAGAGCCAGUGUUGUCCAUAGAAUGUCUCCAAGGUUAUGCGGCCAGUAUGACAGCAUGGAGUGCUAUUACCUUCCUGCCAAAGCAGUACCUAUUGAUCUACUCACAUUUGCAAGUUUUUGAAUUGCGAGGUUGGCAGAAGCUUGGGCUAACAGCAGGAGCUCAGAGAUAGAAAGGAUUUCUCGAAUCUUCUUCAAUCCUUGUCUUUGCUUUUUGUAACUCGGCAGGUUUGGACAUUCUCAGAAAGCAGAGCCUGAGAGAGGAAAUGAAUGUGAGAAACCAGAAUGAUUUCCAGCUUGCAGAAAUACAGUUGUGGUUACUUACAGGUUCAAAUCGAGGCAAGGGGAAGUAAGCAAUGGCCGGUUCUGACUCCGUUUCCUCUCCGACUUUCCCAACUUCCCUAACUCCUUUCUGUUUUCCUGCAAUGUUUUGUUCUCCAUCCUUCUUAUCGUCCUUGUUGCCCUUCUCUAAACCUGCUCCAACUUUCUAUAUCUUUCCCAAAAUUGAAAACGCCCAAGAUGCAUCAACAUUUCUUGUUGCCAUAUGGAGAACUUCUGCCAGUUUUGUUGCUCCAACGAGACAUAGAAUUCAUAAAGUUGCGAAAUCUAUACUCAUAAUAAAAGUGAAAAUAUCUAUGUGGGUACAUGACUGGAGUGUCCACUUGCCUCCACAAAUAGCUAUAGCUCCCACUGUUCAGGAGACACCAAUGGCCUUCCCUCGAAUGACACUGUAGGUUAUGGUGAGCACCAUGAACAUGUCCAAGAGCAUUGCCAAUGUCCUCCACAAACACCACACUGCCCACCACACAAAUGAAGGCUUUCAUAUGGGCUGUGGUGCAGGCGGGAGAGCAAACCAGCUGCAAUUAACUGCAAUGAAUCACUCUGACCAGGAGGUCAUGAGUUUGAGGCCCGCUCGGAGCCUAUGUUUGAUUGUCUUUGUUCUAUGUUAAAAGGCAUUGAAUGUUUGCCUAUAUGUGUAAUGUGAUCCGCCCUGAGUCCCCUUCGGGGUGAGAAGGACAGAAUAUAAAUGCUGUAAAUAAAUAAAUAAAUAAAUAUGGGGACAAUUUCAUCCUAGAUUUUCUGUUUUUCCUCCACCACAGACAUCCCGGUGUUUCUGACUCUCUCCGUUGGUGUGCAAUUUGCAUAAUCCCGCCCACUGCCUUUGCCAUAACCCUUUCCUAUUCUUUUCUAUGGCACACAGCAAAGAGAGGAAUUGAUUAGAAAAUGAACAUACUAGGUUUGGGGAGAAUUCACCAUUAUUUAUAGGAGUUGUGGGUACUGGGAUGUAUAGUUCACCUGCAAUCUAAGAGCACUCUGAACUCUAACGACGGACCUGGAACUAACUUCAUCAUCAUCAUCAUCAUCAUCAUCAUCAUCAUCAUCAUCAUCAUUUAAUUACUUAUUAAUCGCCCUCCAUCCACGAUACUCUAGGCGAUUUACAAGAUAAAAUUGUAAAGGAUAAAAAUACAUACAUACAAAUAUUGAUAAAAUUAACAUAGAUUAAAAGCUCUAGUAAAGAGCCAGGUCUUGAGUGCGAGGGUAAAAGGCCCC
Molecule: messenger RNA, 6508 nt
Organism: Anolis carolinensis (green anole)
Lineage: Eukaryota; Metazoa; Chordata; Lepidosauria; Squamata; Anolidae
Product: P2Y purinoceptor 2-like
Exons: 2
Coding region: 2783-3709 (308 amino acids)
Biological process (GO): G protein-coupled receptor signaling pathway
Cellular component (GO): plasma membrane
Molecular function (GO): G protein-coupled receptor activity
Source: RefSeq, a predicted model, not a curated record